CUUCCCAUAAUCCCAUGUAUUGAAAACAAAGUCACUUAUCAUACUCAUUGCAUUUUCUGUACCAUAUUACAUGUGAUACACGCAACUUAACUUAAUUAUUAUCUUGUCACGAGCAACUAGGUGCGCCACAACUACUACUACUAACUCCAACCAAUAUAUAUUCAAUCCAAAUAUUACAACACAUACAAAAAAAAUUAAAGACCCCAUCAAAUUUCUCACCAUGGAUAUGGAAUACCAACUCCCACAAAAUUAUUCAACCACAAAGAAGACAAAACAUAACUUGAUACCUGCUACGCCAACAUGCACCAACGACAACUACUGUUCCUGUUCUUGUUUCUUCUGCAUCGUGUCUGAAACAGUUCCUACUCUCAGAAGAGCCAAAAUCUCUCGCUACUUCAAACAAAUGCCUCACUUAGACGACCAAGAACACAUCCUAGCUUUAAAUGGGCUCUGGAAAAUUGCUGUCACUAAACCAAACGAUCCAGAGUUUCCUUCCCUUGGCAUAUUCAGAUGCAUGGCCAAAUUGAUUCAAAAAAGUGUCAGCUACAAAGAUUGGCUUCUUAGGGACCAGAAUAUGUAUAUCCCUUACUAUGCAGCACAUAUCAUUGGUUCCUACGCCAUGAAUGAAGUUAAGCUUGCGGAUAAAGCAGUUAAAUCCAACGUGGUUAAGCCACUAAUCGAACUAUUUAUUGGGAAAAUAAGUUGGGUUGAGCAGAGAGUUGCACUUCGUGCACUUGGCCACCUGGCAAGCCAUGAAGCAACUUUUGAAGCCGUAGCGGAACACGAAGCUGAAAUCAUAGAAGCAGCCAUUGACAUAGCUUCUACGUGCCUCGACACUGUUUAUGAGAAGUUUGUUUCUUUGAAGGAAUCAGAGAGAUUAGAGUACCAAAGGAACUUGCUGACGAGAGGGCAGAGAGGGUUGGAAUUAGAGAAUAGAAAGGCGGAAGAAUGGGCCAACCAGCUUCAGUGCUGGUCUCUCUAUCUUCUUGAUUGCUUUGCAUGGAGAGAAAGAUCUGUGGGAUUGAUCUGCAAGAAGCAGCAGUUCUUGAAGGGAUUGUGUGGGAUGUGGGGUGGUUUAGCGAAUCCAACUUCACCUGCGGGAUUAGGACUUGUAAGAACUCUUUGUCAUACCAAAAUAGGUAGAGAAAGCAUAGCGGAUUUGAAAGAAGUGAUAGUGAAUCUUUGUAACGUUUCAAGAUCCUCGGAUGAUAGACAAAAGUUGGCCAUUGAAAGCCUUUUGCAACUUCUUAAGGAUCCAUUCACAAGAUAUAAGGUCAUGGAUAUUGUAGUUCCUGUUCUUGUUGAUUUGGUUGAGCUCAAAAGCUUAGGACAAACAAUCACACAGACCCUAUUACAGGAUUACCACAAGAUCAAGUUUUUCAGGUCGUUGAAUUUGAAGAGCGAAAGGACCAAGAGAACGUUGGAAGAGUUAUGGGAUUUGAAGGUGGAUAGAGUGAAGAGAGAGAGUCUAAUGAGUGAGCAAGAGAUCAGAGAAAAAGAAGCCAUGGCUUGUGCUUUGAAACAAGAAGGAAACAAUGAGUUUUGGUUAGGGAACAUGGAAAUGGCUGCGAUGAAGUAUUCAAAGGCUUUGGAUUUGUGUCCAUUGAAGAGAAAGAGAGAGAGAGUGGUGCUUCAUAGCAACAGAGCACAGUGUCAUUUGGUUGUUGGAGAUGCAGAAUCUGCAGUGAGCGAUGCAAGUCGAGCUCUGUGCUUAUCGAAUAAUGGUUAUGGAACUGCCACGUGUCUUCAUGGGAAGAGCUUGUGGAGAAGAGCACAGGCUUAUGACAUGAAAGGGCUCUCCAGAGAGAGCUUGAUGGAUUGCUUGGUGUUCAUUAGUAACCGUUUUGGUGAGACUGAUCGGAAGAGAAAGGGUUUCAAGUUCAAGAUUCCGUACUAUGUGGCUCGUAUGGUUAACAAGCAGAUGAACGCCACGUGGCUCUUUGCUUCUUCGGAAAAGUCAAGGCGGCGCAGAGAUAAAUGCGAUGCUACCAACUAGAUGAAGAAGAAGACUACUACGUGGAGAAAAAUUAAAGUUACGUCUAACAAUAAUGGAGGAGAACCUUUGAUUGGGAGACGAGUGCGGCUAAACAGAAGAGAGUUGAGAAGGGCAAAUCCGAGGAGAAAAGUAGUGGGUGAAAAAUGAAAAUGUGUUAAGAAGCCAGCACAUAAUCCAAGAGGGCGAGACUACAGAAAAGUGAAGCAUAUCAGAGAAGGAGCACCAUACAAGACUAAGGUUUAUUUAUAUGUGGCAAGUAAAGCAUUAAAUGAACUUCAGGGUUAGCUGACAAUGCCAAGCAUUAAAUUGCUAAGCAUGCUAAAUAACUUUUUUUGUUACAUUUUUUUUUUGUGACUUUUUUUUUGUUACAUUUUUUUCUGGUGACUUUUUUUUGUUGUUACAUUUAAUAUAUGAAAAGAACUU
This is a messenger RNA of Arachis stenosperma, 2419 nucleotides long. RefSeq lists its product as uncharacterized. The coding region runs from base 221 to 1996 and encodes 591 amino acids. The record is from RefSeq and is a predicted model, not a curated record. Gene Ontology annotation, molecular function: protein binding. The transcript is spliced from 2 exons. NCBI's taxonomy places the organism in Eukaryota, Viridiplantae, Streptophyta, Magnoliopsida, Fabales, Fabaceae.